GAGAGAGAGUGUGUGAGUGAGAGAGAGAGAGAAGGGGGGCAGCCAGUCAGCAGCACCAACUUCUCCCUCAAUUCUCCCGACUGUCAGGCGCACGGCAGCAACCAGCAACAGAACAACAAGCAGAGACUUUUAAAACAUACAACUUCUCUCACCCAACAGCACCCCGAGCUGGGGGUGGGGGAAGAAGAGAGCACUCAUUAGAAAGAGAGAGGAGCAGACAGAGAGAGAGAGAGAGGCUCUUUAAAAGGGCCGCCGGACGGACGGGACCCCAGCACCAGGUGUGAUACUGGAGUAUAGAUGAAUGUGUCAGAAAUCUCAGGGUGCACUGUUUGUUUUGAAAACUUCAGUUCUUCAAAUGGAAUUGUAAGCAGAAGAUCAAGAAAGUGAAGAAUUCUUGUUGGAAGAAAAGUGGCAUAACAUCAACUUAGUGCUGGUGGUCUUGAAUGCAUGAAAAACUCAAAAUGGGGCAAACCUUUUUGUCAAUGAUGGAACAUAAUCUCAGGAGUACCAGGUCGUGAACAAGUGAGAAGAAAAUCAGAAAAAACUGCAUCACAUCAAAUUCCAUUUCCAUUGUUUAGCACAGCACCAUGAAAGCCAGCAGCAGAAAUAAAGACCACUCGGCAGAUGGCGAUGGAACUGGAAAAAGACCAAAGCGGAAGUGUCUUCAGUGGCAUCCUCUGCUUGCCAAAAAGAUGCUGGACUUCUCUGAGGAGGAGGAGGAAGAUGAGGAAGAUGAAGAUAUUGACAAGGAAACUUUGCUGAACACAGAAGGUCUUGAACAUGAGGCAGAUGAAACAGAAGAUGAUGACUCCUCUGAACAGCGAGCUCGCAGGCCGAUGAAUGCAUUUCUUUUGUUUUGCAAACGCCAUCGUUCUCUGGUUCGUCAGCAACAUCCUCGCCUAGACAACCGUGGUGCAACCAAGAUACUGGCUGACUGGUGGUCUGUUUUAGAUCCAAAGGAGAAACAAAAAUAUACUGACCUGGCAAAAGAGUAUAAGGAUGCUUUUCUGAAGGCUAACCCUGGAUACAAGUGGUGUCCAACAACCAACAAACCAUUGAAGAGUUCAUCACCAACUGUUACGACAAGAAAGAAGCUCUGGACAUUUCCAACAGAGCCCACAAAGGAGUUUCCCAUCACCAAAAGGGUGGUAAAGGCUGAGGAAAUGCCACAAAUCAACUUUGCGAUGGCAGAUCCCACACAAAUGGGAGGACUCAGCAUGCUGCUCUUAGCAGGAGAACAUGCCUUGACAGCAAAGGAGAUUUCCUCCAAUACAACACAGUCAGGGAUCCCUGACUCAACCAAGCAGUGUGGGAAUUCAGCAUUGUUUCAAUUAGCAGAGAUGUGUUCGGACCGGUUGGUAACUGAAGGAGUAAAAACUGAACCCACCAUGUGUACCUCAGAGGAUAGCCAUACACCUGAGAUGCCCACCAUAAAUCCUGGAUUGACUGCAAAGGAUAAUGGUAUUAAGCCACAGGACUGGAUUACUAAUGACAAAUCGUUGUCCUUGUUAACUGACACUUCUGUGACAAGUCAUAAUAAAAGUGAAAAAAUUAAAAAGAAGAAGAAGAAAAAAGUUAAACUUGAAACUACCAAAGCUGAAAAACAGACAUUUAAAAAAAGCGGGAAGAAACGGAAAUCAUCAGAGUCUGACAUGGAAAGCUUAAUGUACACGAUUGAUGCUGUUGCUAAGGGGGACUGGGGCACUGAAAAACCUUCAGGAAGCCCAAUGAAAAGUGCACGAUGCUCAGCAAAGUCAACGGAAAAUCUGUUACACUCUGUCUCCAGCCCACCAAAGAAAAAAAUGAAACCAAAACCAAUCAAAUUACCUGCUGAAAAGAUUUCAGAACUCAACAAACACUCAAAGGUUUCUGAUCUUGAGAAAGUUACCAGCAGCCCAAUCAAAACUGAAACUUUUUCUGUCACUGAGCAACUACUUUCCCAUAAUGCACUAGGUGAAGUGAAAGCUGAGAACAAGGAGAUCAGUAAAAAGACAGAAGCAUCUGGGUCCAGAAAAUCUGAGCGAUCAUGUAAAGGUGCUCUAUAUAAGACUUUGGUGUCAGAAGGAAUGUUGACAUCUUUACGGGCCAAUGUCGACAGAGGUAAGAAAGCUUCAGGGAAAGGGGGUUCGUCUGACCAUGAGGGAUGUUGGAAGGAGGAAGAUUGGUCAUUUUCAAAUAUUGGGACUAGUGGAACCAAGAAGUUGAAGAAGUUAAAACAGAAAGAUGAUUCUGCUCUCGGGUUGGGGAAUCUAGAGCAGGAGUUUGCAAAGAAAUUCAACAGCCUUCCACAGUACAGUCCAGUAACCUUUGACCGCAAGAACACAACAGUGACAAGAAAAAAGAAAAAGAAUAGGAGCGGAUCCACUGAGCAACAAAAAAGUGAUAAAGGAUCAUCUCCAUCUCAGAAAAUAGUCAGCAAGUGUAAACACCAAAAGGGGACACAUCAUUUAACUGAUAAAGCCAUAGCACCACCAGAUUCAAACAUUGAGGAACAUGCAGAGAAAGCAGACCAUACUGCAUUGGUUCCAAGCAGCCCACUGACAGCUGUUACACAAGAACCUCUCGUUGGCAGCCAAAAGCGCAAGGCUAGAAAAACAAAAAUAACACAUUUAAUCCGAACAGCUGAUGGCCGCUUGUCACCUGCAGGGGAUCUGACAAAGGAGAAGAUACAUUGUAAACAGGAAAAGAAAAAACAGCCAUUAAAGACAGACAUUUCUGUUGGUGGAGUCAACUAUAGUCAUUCAGAAACUCAACAGGCAUGUAGCAUUUCUCCAGAAGUACAAACAACAUCUGCAAUCCCAGCAUUCUUCAGUUUAGCUGCCCUGGCAGAAGUUGCAGCAAUGGAAAAUGCACAUAGAGGCCAACGUGCGGUUUCUCUAAACCAUGAUGGACAGCCUAAGGAAAUGGCACAAACCUCAGUACUUAUCUCCUGUGCAGACCAAUAAUGCAUUAUUGCUUUGUAUCUUUACAAAGUCUGGAACACACGAGAUGGGUCAGUUUGACCUGAUAUUGACUGCAUUGUCGGAAUGGCACCCUGCCGUGGCUGGGUACCUCAUAGAGCAGCUGGGAAACACUGGUUCAGCAAAGCCCCAUGGGACAGGCUCACAAUUUGAGCAUCAAACAUUUACGAGUGGAGCUAAACCAGUUUCUUCAGCUUUUGGUUCCCUAUCUGAAGGCAACCUGGUAUACAAAAAGAAUAGCUGUUACACAGAACAACUGCCCAUGAAAUCUACUGGCAAUUCUUGCCACUGCACGCUACACGAUCAGAGUGUGAGCUACUCAAAUUUGCUGCAAAUUCUAGCUUUUCUCAAGUAACACUGAUGCACUGUGCUAGUGACUAGAUAUCGUCAACCUCUGUUUUUCCUUUUUUUUAAAGCACAUUAUGAUUUUGAGUUUCAUGGAAACUUUAAUCAUGAACUUCUGCCUGAUUACUGAAAUGAUGUGGCAGGAAAAAUAUUAUUGGAAGUUCUUUACAUUUGCCCAUUGCAUUAAGAUAUUUUAUUUCAACGGCGCCAUUAUUUAGUUGAAAUCUGUUAAUCUGUAGUUGAGUUUAAUAGCACAAUCUGUCUCUGUGCAGACAGUAAGUACCUUUGGUUACACACGCAAUCUUUAGCUUUUUUUUUGUUUUCCAUGACAAUUUAAUACCUAUUAUUUUUGCUUUCUCUUGCUAAACCUCACUGACCCUGCAUUGGGGCAGAUUACUGGAUGUGACUGUUUUCCAAUAUACUGUUAAGAUGUGUAAAGUAAUUUGCUUAUUUUUAAGCAAUUAGGCACUAAUAGUGGCAGAAAUCCUGCAAAGCUUUUUAGGUCCCAACUGUUGCACUGCUGUGUUUUUUUACAGUGAAUGAUUAUUAUGAUGGUUAUAGGGUUACUAAUUCAACAAAUUACUGAGGAGAUAUUCAGGUUUUAUUUCAGGUUGCAGAAGUAUAUCAGCACAAAGGAAAAAAAAAAGUCUUCUGUCAGACCAACAGCUAGAAUUACUGAUGUUUAGUACUGCUUAGCUUGAAUGCAAAAUAUCUUUCUUCCCAUAUUGGUUGAAGAUCAUGUUACCAGAAUGGCAAACAACAUGGACUAUAAAUGAUGAUUUAAAGCAGUUGCACAAUUUUGAGAGCAGGCACACAAAGACAGUUUUUCAGUGCCGUGAAGUAAUACAAGACCAGUUGCUGCCUGAGCAUUUUGGUUGUUAGUGCGACAUCUUGACAUCAACAAAUACCAGGUAUUAAUUGUUCAAGACAGUCUAUUUUUGGGAAAUCUGCAGGGUUAUUUGGUGUAUUGUAUGUAAUAUACCCAGUCUUUAUAAGCCUCACGUAAGGAGUAGUACAUGCUGUUCACAUCAGAGAUGAUUUGUUCUUUUAGAAGAUUGUGACUGGAAUUUGCAAUAAAAAGCUAAUGAUAAAUACCAUGGCACAGUUAUAAUGAAACAUGUAUUAGGUGCUGCUGUCUGAGCUAAACAAAUCUGUAGUUGAUACACAAAAUCUAAUUCUGCCUGGAUUGAACACACAUUAAACCUGAGCAAAAUCUGACUCCAGCAAAAAUGAUUUUAACACAUUUAAAUUUAGUCUAAUUUUAAUCUUGAGUAUUUUUGAUAAAUUGUCACAUUUAUAGCAAUGUUAAAGUUUUGGUAACUGAUAUGAAACUUCUAAGAAAUGUUGGCUUCUCAAUUCAGAUUUUGUGACCCAAAAAAAAUCUAGAAAGGUGUGGUGGCAGGAAAGAACAAUAGACCUGCACAACAAUUGCCUUUUUGAGUUUUAAAUUUGUUCGUGCUUUUCAAUAUACCUUUCUGUAAUUUGGCUUCUGCGAUGACUGUUAUAAAUUUAUUCAAAAUGCCUCAUGUUGAAUACUAAUUUUGCCUAACAAAUAAAUAGGCUUUUUUUUAUCCUAAGGGGUUGGGUUUGAUUUAAUUUCAUCUGAGCUUCUAGAUAUAGGCACUUGGAAGAAAGGUAUGUAAUGGUUGCCCUUAAAAGAAGUAAUGUUCAAGGUUUUUAAAACAUGUCACUUUCCAUUAUGGCUGCGUGGCCUCAUGAAUCACUGGUACAAUUAAGAUGCAGUUUUCAUUUGCGAUCUUGGGCUGCAUCAGCUGAUCUCUCAGUUGGUUCUACAUUAAUUUAUUUUUCAUCAGCGUCCCUGCGAUUACCUGUACCCUUGGGUAUCCACUGAUACCUGAGUGUGCUGCUGAAAAUGUUUACACAUCAGCACCAGAACUUAUGUCUCAACUCUGUUGUCUUGGGUGUAAAACAGGCUGUUGACCAGAAUGGGGUGGUAUGUGGGUGAGAGUAGUACUGUGGUCAUAUUUAAAACAAUGCAUCAAUAUAAAGUAUCAUCAUAGGAGAGAAAAAGUAAAAAGAGGACUGUGCAGGAAAGUAAAUUUUGCAAAAUAUGCAGAACAUAAAAACCUGGAUAAAUCUAAUUAUUUCAGAUAGGGAUGAUGUUUACUUCUUUGCCUUUGAAAAUCAUCAAUUCAUAAGGUUAGUAGUUUUAUAGUUAGAGGCAUUCAUCCUAAUACAGAUUUCACUGCCAUUUUGUGCCAGUUUGUAAUUCAUACUUAAAAUUUGCAUAGAGUGGAGGAGCAAGAAUAGUUAUCCAUUAGAUCCAAACAGGGCCCAAACUAUGAAGAAUGAUUGCAUUUCACGUUGAAUUUCCAGAUGAACUUGUCAGUUUUGUUGACAGCAUGAAUAUAAUUACUCUAGCAUGGAUCAUGAGUCAGCUUUUACAUAUUAAUGCUGAAAAAGGUUGGUUUACUUGCCCACUCUUUCCCCAUAUGACACAUUCUCCUCCUUGUUCAGUUCAUCUAUAUGUAACUUGGAUUUGAAAAAGCACUGAAUUGGCUAUUCAGAUUUCUAUAGCAAAGUAGGCAUUUGGAUCUUGAGAAAGCUUUUGCUGCAUUGUUGAUUUGCUUAAUUUGGAAGUUUGGGUUUUCACUGUUGAGUACCAGGAAAUAGUUGCACCUCUCUAUUAAUAAAGCAUUGCGAACUUGUAAACCAAAAAUUCUUCCCCUGACUUGUGUCUGAAGUUUGCCAUUAAUUUAUCCAUGAACUAAUGCUGAGCAGCACAGAGUAUCGUGAGACAUAAAAUUGCUGUUUGCAUUUGCAAACAGAUUCUGAAACUUUUCUUGUGAAACCAUGCUGGAACCUUUACAUGAGUCUUGAGUUAAUUAAACUUAAUUAAAUGGGAAUCAGGGUCUAAACUAAACUGUACAGUUAAGGCAAAAAGUGACCUUUGCUCGCUAAAUGCAAGUGGAAUAUUAUAACUUAUGCCAUAACCUAUAUGGAAUGAAUUGGAAGAAGGCUGCGUUGUCCUCAGCUACUUAAAGAUUGGUAGAACAGUUUCUCAGUUAGUUUGAGGUUUGCACAUCUCUUCCAUUGGCAUCAAGUAAAGACAGAAUUACCCAUCCUGGUAACAUGAUCCUUGUGUGACUGCUUUAUACAAUAAUUCAUUACACUGUCAUUCUAGCUGUAAAGAACGUUUUGUUAACUUUUUUGUGCAAUUGCCAUCCUUUGCUUGUCAUUAGAAAUAUGUCUUUUCCUUGUUGUAGAACCAGCUUUUGCCCAAAGUCUAGCUAAUAUUUAAAAAUGGAAAAAGUACACAUUACUGUAUUUAAAUGUUAAUAAUGCUUUUACACGAAAAUUGAGUAUAAUGAGAAAAAAUGUCUACUUUUUAUGCCUGACCAAGUAGAAUACAAUUAUUGUAUUUUUGCAUUUAUUUUUGUUUCCUUUACCAUUAAGUGACAUUUCCAUUAGAUUAAUAGGUAGGAUGUGCAGUUAAACUAUGAUCUCCUUCCUUUGAAUUGUGACAAGAGCGUGUGAUGACAUUGAAGUAUAGCUUAUUGCACUUGAUAUCACUUUUUAGCAUGUGAAUUGUCCCCAAGAUUUGCUCAUGAACAUUGAUGUGAGAGUUCCUAAAAGCGCUACUAUAAUAUGUAUCAGCUAUACUGGUGCCUAAUAUGGGAGUGUGCCCAUUUGCUUAUACUGAAGCACAUUAACAUUCAUGGAUUGGGAGAAUCGAUAUUUAAUAUACAUAUGCUCCUGUGUCUGGUUUUUUUUCUGCAAUAAUUUAUUGUAUCAGAAGCAUUGAGAACAGCAAGAGUUACCACAGAGUGAACCUACUAUUCUUUCAACACUGAAGUGGGCAAGAGAGUUAUAUCAUUGGAUUUCAGGAAUGGCUCACUGUAUAUUUUCCUUUUUUAAAACAUUAACAGAUACUUACGUUUUGUGCUUGAACAGUUUAAAUUGAGACUUAAAUUUCCUUGAGGCUUCUCCUAUUUCAGCACAACUACUUCAACAGAUAUUUGGCAGAAAUCUUGCUUAAGCAUGGAGUCAGUGUUCAGCUGAAGAACAAGGAGAAUCUCACAGUGGAAAUUUAGCAAACAGGAGAUUAACCUUUGGUGUUUAAGUGUUCACUGUUGAUUUCAAACAGGAUAAUUCUGUUCUUAUGGCCUUUUUUGAAGUAUUAAUGUUUAAUACAGAAUUAAGUAUCCAUGGAACAUUUAUAGAUAAGGAUUGUCUAACUAAAUAUAACCACGCAUUUAUACCCUGUACUUUACUGUAUAAUACAUGCCCUGUCGUUAAAGGUAAAAUUAGUAGGUUGCUGCAGAGAAAGAACUUUGUAAUAUCCCUAGUAAAUGUGGCAACAACAAUGAUUUGUAUCCAAGUUGUAGAUUGUGUCCCCCAGGCGUUGCUGUGACUAAGCCGAUAUUAAGACCAUGGAGCUGCAUUUGACAGCUGGCAUUGCAAGUUACAUCAUUAGUUAUAGCAACUGUGUUGAAUUUUCAGAGUAAGCCAAUAAAAUGCACUAAUCCAAGCAUUACAAGAUAUAGUGUAAUUUCCUGCCAUCUAAUGAAGAAAAUAAAUAUGUAAUUGUUCAUUUCCAAAUGAAGUAUUAGAUUAAAGGAAGUAAAUGUAUAACUAUCUACAGGAUGAUGCCCUCCCAGGCACUUGGAAUGUCUGCCGUAGCACUCUAAUUUUAGAAUUCUUUCACUGCUAAUCAAUAAGUUAUCAGCAAGAUGGUUAACAAAAUCACAGAUUUUUUUAAUAAGAAUAUACUGGGCAAUAAAUUCAAACUGCAAUUGUUGGUUACACAGAUGUUAUAAAGUACCUAUUUUGAUUUUUGCCUAACUCCCUUUUACUGUUGUGGACAACAAAGCUGUGAGCAACAAGUUUUCUUUUAAUGUAACUUUCUUCAGAGUCAUUUGGAAACAUUCAAAGCCAAAACUCACUUGCAGCUAGUUAGUGCUACCUGCUGGAAGGAUAUGUUUGGCAAUCAAGCGUUACCGUGCCCCUGUCAUCUUUUCCCAUCAGAAACAUGCAGCUUAAAGUAUCAUUGAAACGGUCACUCAUUUACAGUGAUCAUGACUUCAAGAGAAUUAGCUAAAAUGAAAAAUUUUAAUGCAAGUUUGGUUGCACCUGAAAGAUGAUUUGCACCUAAAAGUUGCUGUUAUUCUGUAUGGGAAUCAAUCAUGUAGUUAGAGCUCCAUUUAUAAAGAGGAUUCAUCAGAUCCUUGCUGCAAAUGUGUUAUUUACAAAGCACCAUCCAAUUAACUUGUACUGGUGAAUUCUAAUUAAGGAGCUUUUAUUAUUUGGAAAUGCAAUAACUUAUCAUUUACUGCAAUCCCUUAUUAUCACUUUUUAUAGUGAGUAUAAUGCUAUGUGACUGUUCUAAGAAUGGCAUUGAGUGUAUAUCUAAAUUUUGUUAUGUAGGAUACAGAAAAGGGGGGUGACAAUACAGCAGUCUUAAAGGUGCAACUUCACUUCUGACAAAUGGAGACUGUAAAUUUGACUAAUUCUGAUUGUUAACAGUUAGCCCAAUUAAUUUUGUUUCAGCCCAGGUUUUCAAGUUGCUCAGUUCAUUUAUCAUAUAAAUAAACAAUUGCUGAGCCAAGAGUUAGUUUGUCAUUAAACCGUACUCUGAGUAGUGACUGAAGUAGCAACAGAUUAUUGCUGCAAUGUAAUUAUUGUUUUGUUUAGCCAACUGAACCUAGGAUGUUGAUCUACUCUUUCAUAGUGGUUAUGAGAAUAUGCUGUGUGGAUGUAAUUUCUGAACUCAAAUCUAACAUGCACAAUUUUUGAGUGUAGAUGUUUAUUUUAAAUGAAGUUAGAAUUUUAACAGAAUGGAUAAUAUAACUUGGAGUAAAGUUUUUUAUGAUCUAAAGUAAAGCACAUUUAACAAAUUCAAAAUGUGCAGUGUAUUCUAGGAGACUCUUUCAUUUGGCCUUAAAAAUGUUUAGUAAGGUAUUUACAUUUUUUUUCAAUUGGUGUUGGUGACAAAUAUGCCUUUGCAAAAAUUAAACUUUUUUAUUCAGCUGGUGUCUUGGAUAUAGUUGCUGCAGUAACACCUUGUGGCCAAAGAGAUCAUUCAUAAUUGCAUUUCUUACAUAUUAUUUGAUUCCAAAUAAUUAAAAAGUUUAAUUUUUGGAAAAGAGGUUUGGAAGAUUAGAAAUAACUCUGAUGACCCAGUCAUGUGUACCAGCUAAAAUGUUUGUGCCAUACCCUUUCAGUCAUGAAUUCAAGUCAUGGCGAAAGUAGCAAGAUCAUUACAGCACCUAAAUAAUGGUGGAGAAAAUAUAUAGUAAUAAAACAUAGCCCACCAUUAGAAACAAUAGAAUGUAGCCUACAAAGGGUUGGCAGAGAACUAACAGAUGGAACUGUAUUUUUGACCAAAUGUAUGAUAGAGUUAAAUGUUUCAUAAAUUCAAGUUUGUUGUAGAACAAUUAACAAAAUGAUUCCAGUAGUAUAUUUUUAAAUGGUGGUUUGACUGAUAGACUGAAAUAUUUAAUGUUUGUGGAAGGGUGGGGUGAAAUAGUUCAAUGAUGUAUAAUUGAUUUUAAUUUUAAAACCAAAAAAUGUGCAGGGAUGUUUCCUGAUCUACAAGUAUUAAGUGAAUUGUAUUUCAUUCAAAUAAAAUGUAGACCUAAAUAAUUACAUUACAGAAGGCAGGAAAAUCCAUGUUGACUAUUCCAGAAAAUCAACAUUAAUCUUUCUAAAUGUCUAUGACCUCUAGACAUUGAUUUUAAUACUGAGACUAUUUAAAGGAAGAUUAGAAAAUGUUUCACACAAUCAAAGGGUUAUAUAUGCUUUUGGCUUUUGGUAAUUUUGUCAUUUGUUUGCACUUAAUUAAUUUGACAUAUUAGAGAUUUCAGUAGCACAACAAGGUGAGAAGUUAAUACUUAAAGUUGAAUAAUCAGUCUGAUUUUGAACUAAAAGUAAACUGUGCACAGAAAAACAUGGUUAGUUUGUUUAAAAAAAAGUGGAGCAACAUUUCAUUUUAAGUUUUACAUUUGUCUCAUGGCAGUUGAAAUGCCGGUUUACAUGUCCAAUACAGUCGUCUGUCCACACACAGUGAAUCAGUUCAUUAUUAUCCCGAAGAAAGUUUCUAUUAUAUUAAUUGUUAUAUCUUUUAAAUCCAAAUUAGUGACAUAAUUAGGUCAUAUAUGCUGUUUAUACAGACCUAAGUCACAUGCUGAGGGUGCUCAGUGAUUUUUUUUUGAAAAACAAAUUCUCUGCUGUUGUUCGUAUUGUACAAACUUGUUUAACUGAUUUCUUAAGUUACGUUGUCCCAGUCAAUGCACUUCCAAAGAGCUGGCUGUUCAAUGACAAACCAUCCUAAUAUCAAGUGUGAGGUCUUGAGAUCUGUUGCAGUUAAUGCUUGUUUGGCAGUCAUCAUUGUGAUGUUUUAAAAUUACAUUGAUUGUGUUAUUUUUAUACUUUUUACAAUUGUAACUUUUGAUUUCAAUUCAAAUCUAGAUUGGUGAUAUUCUUUCAACAGUGCUAUUAUCAUUCCAUACUUUGGAUUUUGACUGUCAUGCCAACUGUCCAAUCUUUGCAAAUGCAUAGAUCAGUAUGGAAUGCUUUCUUUGAACAUUCACAGCAAGUGAACUUUCACUGGUGUAGCUGGAAGGAUCCUCCUGACUCACUGGCAUUUUAUUAUUUGGGUGUUUGGUUCAGGGAGUUGGACAACUGUCCACUAUGAGCCAAUGGGUGUGAUGCCAAAACUGCAUCAGCACAGAGCAAAACUACAAAUGCCCCUCUUUUAAUGAGACAGAUCACAAUCAACAGUUCUUCGGUUUUUUGGAGGCCUUUGAUGAUUCAUAUGCUGCAAAUUAUUUAUGUCAAUAAAAUGUAGGUGUGUAAAUGUAACCAUAGAUACCAGCACUGUCAUUAUGGCAGUGUUUGGUGGCAAAUGUUUCAUCACAGUUUGAUAUCUCAGGAAGGUGCUGAAACUUCUAAUUGCAUUAAUUAAACUCAUGCAUCCAACACUUUAUAACAUCGCGAUUUACAAGAGUAACCAAAUUAGCAACAUAAUUACAUCACACAAUUAUACAACCUAAAAGUCACACGCUGAGGCUGCCUAAUGAUGAUUUUUUUAAAAAUGCUCUGCCGUUGUUCAUAUUGUAUAAACUUGUUAAACAGAUUUCUUGAGUUACAUUGUCCAAGUCAGUGCACUUCCAAAGAGCUGGCUGUUCAAUGACAAACCAUCUUAAUAUCAAGUGUGAGGUCUUGAGAUCAGUUGCAGAAAGGAUUAAGAUGUAAAAGCCCCGUGUUAUUGCAGAUUUUCUUCUGGAUAACCCUACUCCGUCCGAAAAGGACUAGCUAAGUGUGGUACCCAUUGCAGUGGUAUUCAAAAAUUACUUGCAGGAUUAGUACACUAUUAGGCAUGCACAGAGCAGAUGUUAUGACUUUCGAUGCUCAGUGACAUCAUUGCUCUACUGAAAUAUUUGCCUUUUUUCUCCUUGUUGCAGGCAACAAAGUAGAUAACAUAGAGCCUUUAUUUGUAUGUUCAAUAGUGUACAACAAUUCAGAACAUUAACGGAAAGGACAUGUGAUGUGCUUGAACAUCAUCUUCAGUUUAAUCUUGCAGAACAAAUGUGGUUGUAAGCUAUUUGGUUAAACACACUCAUGGUAACUGGGAGACUGCUGUAGGUUCUCAUUUUGAUGUUCCUAGAAGAGUAAUUUCAGUGAAGUAUAAUUUUGAAAACGUGAAGCAAACUUCAUGAUGAUGAUCGGAUAUCCCUAUUACAUGAGAAUCAGUUCUUGUUACAGAAGGUGCCUGUGUAUAUAGCUCCUUUGUAUUGCUUUGAGCAGAGUCCCUUAUAUAUUUCUUACUAAUAUGCUCUGUAGAAAUUGAAUUCAGAAAUUUUACUACUGAUAAUUAAGAGUUUAAAGCCACUAAUUAUAUAAAAGUUGCAUAAUUUGACAGAUGAUCAUUUUAUAUUGCGUACUGUUUAUUGCCUGUCUGUUUAGUUUUGUGAUUGAAACACAUUUCCUUUUUCCUCUGUUAUAAUGCUGUAUGCUGCUGCAGUGUUAUUCUUAAUCAUUAUUUCCUAGCAGGCAAUAAAGCAUAUUGUACAGUAUUA
This is a messenger RNA of Chiloscyllium plagiosum (whitespotted bambooshark), 12346 nucleotides long. It is a transcript of the gene bbx, whose product is annotated as BBX high mobility group box domain containing. Gene Ontology annotation, molecular function: RNA polymerase II transcription regulatory region sequence-specific DNA binding; DNA-binding transcription factor activity, RNA polymerase II-specific. Gene Ontology annotation, cellular component: nucleus. The record is from RefSeq and is a predicted model, not a curated record. Gene Ontology annotation, biological process: regulation of transcription by RNA polymerase II. NCBI's taxonomy places the organism in Eukaryota, Metazoa, Chordata, Chondrichthyes, Orectolobiformes, Hemiscylliidae.